AUGGGAACCUUAGACACAUGUAGACAGCUUCUGAUGUGGUUUCCUUUUGGAGUUCAGAGCUGGUUCUUCAGUUUUAGCCAGGUUUAACCAGGUAGUAUCACAACUAAUAGCCUUCUGUCACCGUCAUGCCCAGGAUUCUGUUUUGGACCUUUGCUCUUCUGAAGCUCUUCAUAGCCAGCGGUCAAGAUUUCUUUCAGAGCCAGAGAGCUGGUGAUUAUGCACCAUCACCACAUUCAGUCAAAUAUGUUGUGUCUUUGCAAACACCAAAAGGACAGCAUUUCUGUGCAGGAUCCCUGGUGCAUAAAUUUUGGGUCCUCACUGCUGCACAUUGUAAUACAGAGGUGGAUCAGAUGAUGAUAGUGGCCGGAGACAACAUUCUUGGCAAGUACGAAGGGACGGAGCAGUAUUCAAAGCCACAGUCCAUUACACCUCAUCCACUGUACAACAAGAGCACCAGUAAUGCAGAUAUCAUGCUCAUUAAGCUCCGGGCUCCAAUAAAGCUGAACAGGUACGUCUCCCUGGCUCCUCUUCCCAAACAAAACACGGGAAUGCUGCCUGGUCAGCUGUGUCAGAUGUCCGGUUGGGGUUCCACAAUCCAGGGCGGGAGCAGCAGCCCCCUUACCCUUCGCUCCGUAACUCUGCCCAUCAUCUCGACAGCUAAGUGUAAUAGCAGCAAGUCCAUCAAUGGAAGCAUUACAAGCAAUAUGAUCUGUGCUGGCAUCAGUACUGGAGGCAAGAAGGCAUGCAAGUGGGGUUCUGGAGAGCUGCUCGUGUGUGACGGACGACUUUACGGGCUCGCCUCCUGGGGAAACGUCUGCGAGGAUGCCGGCUUUCCAGGAGUCUACACGGCUGUGUCCAGGUUCCGCAGGUGGAUAGACCGUGCCGUCUACAGGUCCUUAACACGAUGCUACAAGUACAGAUAUCCGCUGUCCUCAAAAUCCGCUUUGAGUGAUGGCUAGUUUAACAUAUAGAAUAUACAGAAUGUGAUCAUGUGACUAAUAAAUAUCUUAAAAAUGUAGAGCAGUGUUAGAGUACCUGUCAAAACAGUGUGAAAAAUUAAACAAAAACUGUUAACCAUACAUAAUACAUACCUAAUAUGUGUCGUUACAGCUGUACAACAUUAUAAUAUGCUACAUCACUUUUGAGUAACUGAUUACUGAGGAUCUUCGUACAAUGCUAUAAACAAUUAUUUUUGAAAGCAGAUCAAUCAAUUAAAUAAUGGCAAAUAUUGUAGUGUGUCUGGAAAUAUUAAUAUGCCACAGAAUAAGUUGAAAUAAACACCAGAAUGAAAGAACUGAGAUAGACGACUUACACUUCUAAAUUCCCCUUGGAUGGCUGUAGAUCCAGCGAGAUUGGGUGUGUCAGCACAGCUUUUUUAGUGAAGUUGGCAGCAGUAAGGAGAGUUUCUGGUUUCGCUGCCUGCACUUGAUAUCAUGGUGUCAAGUGAUAGUAGCUGUAGCUAGUAAGACGCAGAGUUAACAACCUUUCACACCUUUUUUAUUCAUACGUGUCACAAAGCCGUUAUUGUCACUCUUUCACCAAGCUGAAAGACAUUCACUGAAAGCAUUGUUACACUGAAAUCAGUGGGUUCAGGAUUCAAUGUAAAGCUUAAUCCUGUUAUGUCACACGUAAUGCCCUGGUUAGCCUGCAAACAGCUUGUAUUUUGCUGAAAUAUUUUUCUGAAAUAUCCUCAACACGGUUUGGUUCAAACUGGUGCAGUCCUUUGGAUUUGCAGUCAAAGUAACAUAGUCAAUCAUUUGUUGUUGAGUAAAGCAGGUCUAAUGAAGGCAGAGAGUAGAAAAUAGGCCUAUAUCGACCCAUCUGGAUGGACCCUUUUUGCCGUUUACUGAAUAAAUGAGUAGAACUCGGCCACUGCUCUAUUGCACAGCAGGGUAUUUUUUUCAGUCUAUCUCUCUUUCAGAUUUUCUUUUCACUUCCUUAUGCAUGUCAUGGUGAGUGAUUUGACUAUUAGUUUUCCCUAAAAUCAGUCAGGGCUAUUUUCAACAACUCCAUGAAAGAUUACACAGACAUAUAAUCCAAAAAUAAACAAAUGCAAAAAAACUCCACUGGCCUCGAGCUUGCAUCAUAUCUCGCUCCAUCCUACUACAAAAACAAGUAAAAAGCACAGGAAUGUAAACAGCCGUCUGCCUUUUUGGACCGAGGCUUGCGUCAUACAUCUCUACGCUCACUCCAGCAUGAGUCAUCUUGAUCAUACAGAAUCUACCGUACAGUUAGAGUGAAACAGCUGUGCUGCUAAAUUAUGUCAAAUGACUGUAUAGGAUUGUGAAUUCAUUUUAUUAGUAAACCUUGUAGUAAAAUCUUAUAUAUAAGACCUAUAUAGCUGUAGAUACAUGUAGCCAUUUUGUUCUCAUGUAUCUGAUAAAAAGAGAACCCAGCCCUAAUAAGAUAUUGUGGCACUGGUAUCAGGCGUGCGAGCAUUUACUAAACACCAUCCCUGGUUUCAUCCUAAAUAUGAGUUUCUAUCUGUGCAGAGUUCCAUAUCUUUACCCCUGUGUCAGUAUAGGUUCCCUCAGGGUUCUCUGGUUUCGUCCCACCUCCCAGAAAUAUUCCAGUCGGUGGGCAGGAUGAAGUAAAUGUGAACGAGGAUAUGCAUGGU
Tachysurus vachellii is the source of this 2617-nucleotide messenger RNA. RefSeq names its product trypsin-3. Bases 126 to 959 code for a protein of 277 amino acids. Lineage: Eukaryota; Metazoa; Chordata; Actinopteri; Siluriformes; Bagridae. Gene Ontology annotation, molecular function: serine-type endopeptidase activity. Gene Ontology annotation, biological process: proteolysis. The record is from RefSeq and is a predicted model, not a curated record. The transcript is spliced from 5 exons.